Messenger RNA from Ixodes scapularis (black-legged tick), 282 nucleotides. RefSeq lists its product as uncharacterized. The transcript is spliced from 5 exons. Lineage: Eukaryota; Metazoa; Arthropoda; Arachnida; Ixodida; Ixodidae. The record is from RefSeq and is a predicted model, not a curated record. The coding region runs from base 1 to 282 and encodes 93 amino acids.
AUGGCGAAUUUAUGUUUCUUUUUUUUUUUUUAUAUAGAAAAGAAGUGCCUGAAGAGACUUCGACUGAGCCAAAACGAAUUGUAUACGGCUAUCGAGAUUAGGCAGAUGCAUGCACGAAGCGGCGGCACGAUCAUCAGAAACAUGGCGGACAUGGGAAAGAUCAUUGAUACACUGCUUCCCAGUCCCCGUGCGGCCAACAGGAUGAAGGCCAAGAUGCCUCGACUGAUCGAAUGCGAAUUGACGGAGUUCCGACCAAUUAUGUGGGGACGACCUCAAGCCUGA